Galeopterus variegatus (Sunda flying lemur) is the source of this 2492-nucleotide messenger RNA. It is a transcript of the gene SYT3, whose product is annotated as synaptotagmin III. Gene Ontology annotation, cellular component: membrane. Gene Ontology annotation, molecular function: clathrin binding; phosphatidylserine binding; calcium-dependent phospholipid binding. The transcript has 10 exons. Bases 213 to 1991 code for a protein of 592 amino acids. The record is from RefSeq and is a predicted model, not a curated record. Gene Ontology annotation, biological process: regulation of calcium ion-dependent exocytosis; calcium-ion regulated exocytosis; cellular response to calcium ion. NCBI's taxonomy places the organism in Eukaryota, Metazoa, Chordata, Mammalia, Dermoptera, Cynocephalidae.
UGGCCCGAGUCGGGCGAAAAGUGAGGCUUGGACUGAGCUUUUUCUCCCUGCCUCGGCCCCCAGACCAGGCACUCUCUCUUACCACAGGGCGCGUGGGGACUGGUCCACAGUCCCUUGUCCGCCCUACAACCCCCAUGGGCUGCCGCCCGCCACCGCCUCCUCGGCUGCCACCCAGGACACGGCAGAGAUAAAAGCAGGACCAGAAAACCACCAUGUCAGGAGACUAUGAGGAUGACCUCUGCCGACGGGCACUCAUCCUGGUCUCAGACCUCUGUGCACGGGUCCGAGAUGCUGACACCAGUGACAGGUGCCAGGAAUUCAAUGACCUGCGGAUCCGAGGCUACCCCCGGGGUCCAGAUGCAGACAUCUCCGUGAGCCUGCUGUCGGUCAUCGUGACGUUCUGUGGAAUUGUCCUUCUGGGCGUCUCCCUCUUUGUGUCCUGGAAGUUGUGCUGGGUGCCCUGGCGGGACAAGGGAGGCUCAGCUGUGGGCGGUGGUCCCCUGCGCAAAGACCUAGGCCCUGGGGUCGGGUUGGCAGGCUUGGUAGGCAGUGGUGGGCACCACCUGGGGACUGGCCUUGGUGGCCAUCCUCUGCUGGGUGGCCCACACCACCAUGCCCACACUGCCCACCAUCCGCCCUUUGCUGAGCUGCUGGAGCCAGGCAGCCUUGGGGGCUCUGAACCUCCUGAACCCUCCUACUUGGACAUGGACUCAUAUCCAGAGGCUGCAGCAGCAGCAGCAGUGGCCGCUGGGGUCAAACCAAGCCAGACAUCCCCUGAGCUGCCCUCUGAGGUCGCGGCAGGCUCUGGGCUGCUCCUGCUGCCCCCUAGUGGUGGGGGCUUGCCCAGUGCCCAGUCGCAUCAGCAGGUCACAAGCCUGGCACCCACUACCAGGUACCCAGCCCUGCCCCGACCCCUCACCCAACAGACUCUGACUCCCCAACCGGACCCGAGCAGUGAGGAGCGGCCUCCUGCCCUACCCUUACCCCUGCCAGGCGGUGAGGAAAAAGCCAAACUCAUUGGGCAGAUCAAGCCAGAGCUGUACCAGGGAACUGGACCUGGCGGCAGGCGGGGUGGUGGGGCCCCAGGCUCCGGAGAGGCAGGUGCAGGGGCACCCUGUGGCCGCAUCAGCUUCGCCCUGCGGUACCUUUAUGGCUCUGACCAACUGGUGGUGAGGAUCCUGCAGGCCUUGGACCUCCCCGCCAAGGACUCCAAUGGCUUCUCAGACCCCUACGUCAAGAUCUACCUGCUGCCUGACCGCAAGAAAAAGUUUCAGACCAAGGUGCACAGGAAGACCCUGAACCCCAUCUUCAAUGAGACGUUUCAAUUCUCGGUACCCCUGGCUGAGCUGGCCCAGCGCAAACUGCACUUCAGCGUCUAUGACUUUGACCGCUUCUCACGGCACGACCUCAUCGGCCAGGUGGUGCUGGACAACCUCCUGGAGCUGGCUGAGCAGCCCCCCGACCGCCCGCUCUGGAAGGACAUCGUGGAGGGCGGCUCGGAGAAGGCAGAUCUUGGGGAGCUCAACUUCUCACUCUGCUACCUCCCCACGGCUGGGCGCCUCACCGUGACCAUCAUCAAAGCCUCUAACCUCAAAGCGAUGGACCUCACCGGCUUCUCAGACCCCUACGUGAAGGCCUCUCUUAUCAGCGAGGGGCGGCGUCUGAAGAAACGGAAAACCUCCAUCAAGAAGAACACGCUGAACCCCACGUACAACGAGGCCCUCGUGUUCGACGUGGCUCCCGAGAGCGUGGAGAACGUGGGGCUGAGCAUCGCGGUGGUGGACUAUGAUUGCAUUGGGCACAACGAGGUGAUCGGAGUGUGCCGCGUGGGCCCCGACGCCGCCGACCCCCACGGCCGCGAGCACUGGGCCGAGAUGCUGGCCAACCCCCGCAAGCCCGUGGAGCACUGGCACCAGCUGGUGGAGGAAAAGACUUUGACCAGCUUCACCAAAGGCAGCAAAGGACUAUCAGAGAAAGAGAACUCAGAGUGAGAGGUCUGGCCUAGGCCCAGGAUCGGACCAGGCCCCCUCAAGACCCCAUCCCUUCCUGCCCGGACUGUGAAUUCAUCUCCUCGAAGCCAUAACGUCCGAGCUGCUGGUGCGGGGCAGCCCUGCGCUUGCCCCUCCUACUCCUGGAGGCGUGGGGGUGGGAAGCAGGCGGGCCCAGCUCCUUGUUUCAGGGUGGGGAGCAUUCAGCCUUCACUGUGUCUGUCUUCUCUUCCCUGGGGCUCCCCCUCAAGAUGAGGGGCCAUGCAUGUCUGGGGGAAUCCUACCCCCAAAACCUCCGUCUAUUUGUCUCUGCUGUUUGUCCAAGACUUCACGUCCUGACCCUUGUUCUUGCCGUGAAUGUUGUCGGACCAAUCCUCUGAGUCCCCCCAGACACACUCACACCUGUGUCCACCCCUUCUGUUUGCUGUACCCCGUGUCUGGCCGAUCCCCCCACUGCUGCUGCUAUCAACGCCAGAAUAAACACACUCUGUGGGUCUCACUCCA